UAUCAAAAAUUGAAGAAACAAUCAAAGAAAAAGUUUAUAGUGUUCUAAAAAGUGAUUUUCAAUGUCCAAUUUGUAAUGAAUUAAUGGUUAAGGCGUGUGCAAUUAAUUGCAGCCAUACAUUUUGUGAAAUUUGUUUAAAUACUUGGUUGAAAAAAAGUAAAGUGUGUCCUCUUUGUCGAACUUUAGUUCAAACCAAAACUCUUUGUCUAUCUCUGGAUAACUUUAUUACUAAUAUUUGUAAUCUUCUUGGGAAUGCAAUAAAAGAACAUCGGGAAAAAGUACAACAAGAAAAAUUGACAGUUAAUGUCACACGAGUAAAGUAUGCACUACCUACUGCUAGAAGAGGUGGUAGAAGAAGAGGUAUAACUCAACGUCGAAAUACACAACCUGCACAUGUUCAAUAAGAAAUAGUGCAAAGAAUUUAUGAAGUUAUGUAUUGAUAAAUACCUGAAUUUUUGACUAAUGUAAUACAUUUUAAACUUUCCAAAAGAAAAAUUACUUUUUAUUCUUUCAUAUUUAAAUUAAAUCGGACGUCCGCAAAAUACAAAUGUAAUGACAUUGAACAAUAAAAUAAUUUUACUUACAAUGAGAAGAUAUACUCCAACCAAGUCAAUCCACGGAUUCAACGAUUCGACGCACAGUGGGGCAACGAGCUUCAAAAGUUGGCAUUAAAUCAUGGAGCAAAAAAAUAUAUUCUUAAAAUUAAUAUUAUUUUUAUUUUUGUCCAUCAGAUAUAUAAAAAGUCAUUUACAUAAUAUUAACAUAGGUAUUUAUUUAUUUUAAAGACAUUUUGGCAGAAAUAGCUAUUCAAUUUAUUAAUAAAAGAAAAAUGUAUUAUUUUAAGUUUAAAAUUAGUCAUGGUUAUCAUCAUCAUAAUCAUUGUUAUCAUCAUCAUCAUCAUCUUUGACAUAUUGAAGAGAGACCCGGACAUCUGGUGAUUUUAGUAAUGCAAGUGCUUCAAUUGGCAUUAAUUGUGUUUUUUUCUUUUACUUAAAAUUACUGGAUCUGAACUUAAUAAAAACAAAUUUAAUAUA
Daktulosphaira vitifoliae (grape phylloxera) is the source of this 1034-nucleotide messenger RNA. RefSeq names its product E3 ubiquitin-protein ligase RNF8-like. The record is from RefSeq and is a predicted model, not a curated record. Bases 84 to 404 code for a protein of 106 amino acids. The transcript has 3 exons. Lineage: Eukaryota; Metazoa; Arthropoda; Insecta; Hemiptera; Phylloxeridae.